AUGAAUUUCCAGUUAAUACAACUGAAAGCAGGUAUUGUAACAAUUCCCGUUUGGAUGGCUUUAAGUUUAGUAGGCGGUUAUGUUUGUGUUAUUGCUGCUAUUUUCCUAGCUUGGGAAAAUCGUUGGUCUUACUUCACUUCUUUUUAUUUUAUUUGUAUUUCUUGUUUAACUAUUGGACUUGGGGAUGUUGUGCCUGAUCACCCUCAUAUGCUUAUUUUAAUGUUUGUUUUUGUUAUUUUUGGUCUUUCAUUUGUUUCAAUGCUUAUUUCUGUUAUUCAAAUAAAAAUGGAAGAAUGGCUAUACAGAAUGCUUAUCAGAAUGCAGAAAGAAUAUCAAAAAGCACUACAAGCAGCAACUGACCCAGAAGAACGUGAAAGAAUACUUGGAGACCUUUUAGCUAAAGAGCCUUGGUAUAUGCGUGAAUUAGCCCCUCUUUGUGUUAGUGAAAAACAAACAGUUAAAUUGGAAAAUUUGGCAGAGCAAUACGAACGUGUUCUUCUCCCCACAAAUACAAGGGGAAUACAAACAGAAUUUAGGCCAACAACAAUAAAAGAAGAAGAAAUUGAAAUAACCGAAGAAGAAGAGGUGGAGGAAAGGAGAAUAAAUGAACAAAAAUUAAAAUCACAAAAUAAAAAUAUUGGGGGUGGUGGUGGAGGUGGACAGUUAAAAAGGUAGGUGUUUUUGAAUAAUUUUCUUCUAAUUAAUAAUUCUGGAAAAAUUCUGUUACUUC
Messenger RNA from Meloidogyne enterolobii, 730 nucleotides. Lineage: Eukaryota; Metazoa; Nematoda; Chromadorea; Rhabditida; Meloidogynidae. The record is from the annotation of a GenBank genome assembly.